UUAGAAAAGAAGCGGAAGAUGUUUGAGUGCCUCUAUUAUAUGUGCGGGCUUGGCCGACGAGAUGAAAAGCCCAAAGCCCGUUAACAGGCGGGCCCCCAAUUUUAUUUGAUUUUGGUGCAAAUCUAAGUUUCCUUUUGUAGGUUUCCGAUUCCUGCCAAAUUGAAAUCCAAAGCCCUUGGUGCAAUUUUGGGGAAGACGAGAUGAGAGGGAUGAUGAGACUGAUUUUACUACGUCGUUUAGCUGCUCGAUCGUCUUCCAUCACCGAUAACAACACCAUACUCUCCUCCUCCUCCGCCGCCGCCGCCGCCGCCGCCGCCGCCGUCGCCGUGGAGAGGACCUCUACACAUUGCUUUUCCGCUAAUGGUUUUCACCCUGCUCUCCUCAAUCAUUCACGGAACUUCUUCUCUCCACCGUCCUCAGAUGAAUCUUUCACACCUUUUUCCGUUAAGUCAAUCAGACACUUUGGUCAAGCGGCAAAGUCGGAGGAUGAAGAUGAAGAAGUAGAGAUUGACCAAAGAAGGCUCCCAGCUGAUUAUGAUCCCGCAAACUUUGACCCUACGGAGCAUCGUAGUCCCCCAACCGAUAGGGUAUGGAGUCUCGUCGAUGAAAUAUCUGGACUCACGCUCGUUGAAACUGCUGAGCUUUCUACUAUAAUGAUGAGGAAAUUAGGUAUGAAGGAGAUGCCUGUUGUUGGUGUAAUGAAGCCAGGUGCUGCUGGAGUGGCCAUGAAUACUGGAGCAGCUGCAGCUAAGGAAGAAAAGAAGCCCGAAAAGACGGCCUUUGAGCUCAAGAUAGAGUCUUAUGAUGCAGCUUCAAAGCUCAAGGUCAUUAAAGAGAUACGGAGUUUUACAGAUUUGGGAUUAAAGGAAGCUAAGGAUUUGGUGGAGAAAACUCCUUCUGUUCUUAAGAAGGGAGUUUCUAAGGAAGAAGCCGAGAAAAUUAUUGAGAAGAUGAAAGCUGUAGGGGCAGUAGUGGUUAUGGACUGAUUUCAUGCACUUUACGUUAGUCCCUCUCUCUCUCCCUC
Erythranthe guttata (spotted monkey flower) is the source of this 1024-nucleotide messenger RNA. Lineage: Eukaryota; Viridiplantae; Streptophyta; Magnoliopsida; Lamiales; Phrymaceae. The record is from RefSeq and is a predicted model, not a curated record.